AUGCUUUUAAUUCGUCAAAAGGGAGAAAAUCGCGAUGGCCAUCCACGCCCUCCACCGCCACCGCUGUCGAUCUCGUUCAUCGGCUUCUCUCUAGUGUCAUCACAGCCGUCCUCCUCCUCUAUGCCACCGCUGCGGCUCCAGAUUUCUGCAACAGGCUUCGUCUUGCAGAAAUCUGGAGCCUUCGUGAAAAGAUUUCUCCAACAACAUCGAUUUCACCAGAUCUCGGCCGAAUUGAGAUUUGUUAUGAUGCCACUGGAGAUAAUGUUGGAGAUGUUGUUUUACUUCGUUGGAUUCGUGUCUGCUUCAUCAAAAAUUGGCCGCGCAUUUCUCUGGCCUCCUCAUGCCAGUAACCUUGCCCCAGUAUUUUUCCUAGUAUAA
Striga asiatica is the source of this 378-nucleotide messenger RNA. The record is from the annotation of a GenBank genome assembly. Lineage: Eukaryota; Viridiplantae; Streptophyta; Magnoliopsida; Lamiales; Orobanchaceae.